GCAAAUUGCAAGUGGAAGUAGACAAGAACCCGAACUAGGGAAUGAUCGUAGCACUUUCUUUGCUUUUGAACGGACUUAUGUCAUAUUAUUUCUUCUGGACUUGAAUCGUCAAUCCCAGGAACAUGGGGUUAUCCCAAAAUGAAACGACCGUUUGGACGGAUGAGCGCAUCGCAAACCAAACGACCGACACUUUCGGUCCGGAGGUGGUGAUUGUGCCAGUCAUAUUUGGAUGUAUAUUUUUCCUGGGAAUUAUUGGAAACACUCUGGUGAUGGUUGUCAUUGGGAAAAUCAAGUCGAGGCGCUCGAGAAGUACUACAAACAUUUUCAUCCUAAAUCUCAGUAUAGCAGAUUUAUCGUUUCUUCUGUUUUGCGUCCCGUUUCAAGCUACCAUAUACUCUCUUCCCGAGUGGAUCUUCGGGGCGUUCCUGUGUAAAUUCGUGCACUAUUUUGUCAUGGUCAGCAUGCUGGUGAGCAUUUUCACACUUGUGGCAAUGUCCGUGGACAGGUACAUUGCCGUUGUUCUCUCUAAAAAGUCCCCCUGUAUUCGUAACCGGAGGAAUGCGCUCAUAGGCGUUUGUGUCAUUUGGAUGCUUUCCUUCAUCUUUGCCGUCCCGGUUGUGCAGCACCAAAUUAUGACAGAUCACCCCAAGGCUCCCAACAGCUCGUUCUGCUGGGAGAUUUGGACCGAACGGGUGGCCAAGCACACUUAUAAAGUCACCAUUCUCGUGAUAGGUUAUCUGUUACCUCUGGUUUUGAUCACAUGUUGCUAUGCCAAGGUGUUGUAUCAUCUUCAUAAAAAAAUGAAAAAUAUGUCGAAGAAGUCUGAACGAUCAAAGCGAAAGACAGCUCAGACGGUGUUGCUGGUCGUCACUGCCUUCCUCAUCUGCUGGAUGCCACACCACAUCAUAGCGAUGUGGGUGGAGUUCGGCCAGUUCCCAUUGAACAAUGCUUCCUUUGCAUUCCGCAUCAUCUCUCACUGCCUGGCCUAUGGAAACUCCUGUGUCAAUCCCAUUCUUUACGCCUUCCUUUCUGAAAACUUCAGAAAAGCCUGCAAGCAGGUCUUCACAUGCCGCUUUUUUUACUCUCCUCCUCCUGUGGAAAAAGUGGUGCGGAUUCGCAUGGAGAAUUUCUCCACAACACAUUCUACCACUAACAUAUGAGUUAGGGAGGAAACCCUUUAUCACUGUUUAGAUAUUACUAGAAGGGAAGAGAUAGUUUUGUUGUUUCUGCUUCAUGUUAUAUAUUUCAUCCAAGGUCUAACUAACAAGGACAGUUUAAGUUACCUUGGCGCGGAAAGCCCAAUUAAUCUAUCAAAGACAUUUGCUUCUAAAAUGUUUUUAGUGUUUGUCAGUAGACUUCUUUUUUAUUUCAUUAUUUAUGUACAUAUUUAAUGUGUGUUUGAUGUUUUUUUGGAAAUAAUUAAAACGUCUGUAGAAAUUUGGUUAUUUAAUUAUGUUUUAAAGAAUAACUAAAAAACAUGACUGUGUUUGUGGAUGACCCAAAGUAGUGAUCUGAACACCAUUUGUGCAGUUUAUGUAUUUGAACAAACACUUUGUCUUAGUUUAACAAUACCAUACGUUAAACCAGGAUAUUGUGCUGUAAUUUUGUAUUUAUUCUGUAACAUUGGUUCACAUGUUUAAUGUCUACUAUAUUGAUUAUAUGUAAUGUAUAGAGAAAGAAAAUAAUUUAAGAAAAUAUCUAUUUCAUUGAACAACAAAAAGUGUAUGAAGAAUAUGGGAGAGUGUUUAAAGUGGAUGUAUCUGUACCUAAAGUAAAUGCUUAUGGGUAGCUGUUUGACAUACCUGACCAAUGGAAACUUUUGUGUAUGUGUGUGCAUCUCUUACUUACUCACACCCGUCUGUGAGAUACCAGGACAGAAGCUCUUAUAAACACAGAUUUUUUAGCAUUAGCAAAGAGUCAAGAGAGUUGCAAAGCUUCCCUUUGAAGUAACAAGGAGCAUAGACUUGGCUGGAUGGCACACAACAGGUCAGUUUCUUAUAAGGUGUAUAUAUUCACCUGCAUAAUAAGACUGUCUUUUACUCACGACUUUGAUCCUUAUAGAAUACAUCUCCAUUACAAUGCAGCUC
Molecule: messenger RNA, 2087 nt
Organism: Triplophysa rosa
Lineage: Eukaryota; Metazoa; Chordata; Actinopteri; Cypriniformes; Nemacheilidae
Gene: galr1b
Product: galanin receptor 1b
Exons: 3
Coding region: 123-1160 (345 amino acids)
Biological process (GO): G protein-coupled receptor signaling pathway
Cellular component (GO): membrane
Molecular function (GO): G protein-coupled receptor activity
Source: RefSeq, a predicted model, not a curated record